This is a messenger RNA of Chaetomium globosum CBS 148.51, 1242 nucleotides long. RefSeq lists its product as uncharacterized. The record is from RefSeq and is a predicted model, not a curated record. NCBI's taxonomy places the organism in Eukaryota, Fungi, Ascomycota, Sordariomycetes, Sordariales, Chaetomiaceae. The transcript has 2 exons. Bases 1 to 1242 code for a protein of 413 amino acids. Gene Ontology annotation, molecular function: zinc ion binding; glutaminyl-peptide cyclotransferase activity.
AUGAGACACCACCUUCCUUCCCUCCUCGUCCUCCUCACCACCACCAUCACCCACCUCCCCCCCACCCUCGCCUACACCCCCCUCUCCGACACCUCCCUGCACCACCUCCUCUCCCCACCCCACGCAUCAUCAUCAUCAUCCCCCCCGGGGACCCCCUCAGACAUCGACACCGACCUCGACCCCGACUUCGACCCCCACCACGGCGCGCUGCUCGCCCCCAUCCUGCAGCCCCGCGUUCCCGGCACGCCCGGCCACGCCCGCGUGCAGGCGCACUUCCUCGCCUUCGUGCGCGCCCACCUGCACCCGGACUGGACCGUCGAAUGGCACAACAGCACGGCGACCACCCCCGCGACGGGCGACGCGCCCGUGCCCUUUCAGAAUCUGAUUCUGAGGCGCGAUCCGCCGUGGUUGAGGGCCGCCGGUGGUGAAGGUGGUGGUGGUGGUGAGGGGGAGGUGGCGCGGCUGACGCUCGCGGCGCAUUAUGAUAGCCUGUACCGGCCGGAGGGGUUUGUUGGGGCGGUGGAUAGUGCGGUGCCGUGUGCGUUGUUGCUGGCGGUGGUGAGGGGGGUGGAUGAGGCAUUGACGAGGCGGUGGGAGGGGACGGUGGAGGAGGGGAUGGAGGGGAUGGGGGAGGAGAGUGGUGUGCAGAUUUUGUUGUUGGAUGGCGAGGAGGCGUGGGUGCAGUGGAGCGCGGCGGAUAGUUUGUACGGGUCGAGGGCACUCGCCGAGUCGUGGGAGACGACGCGGUACGAUACUGGGAGCCGCUUCUCGACGCCUCUGGAGGCGAUCAGCCUGUUCGUGUUGCUGGACUUGUUGGGCGCGGCAGAGCCGAAUAUCCCGUCCUACUUUCCCGCAACGCACUGGGCGUACAGAAAUCUGGCCAAGAUUGAGGGCAGACUUCGGAGGCUCGGGGUGCUCGAGACGAAGCCGAAGCGGUCGUUUCUUGCGGAGAGUGAGAAGGAAGAGAUCAAGUUCCGGGGGUUUGUGGAGGACGACCACGUGCCCUUUAUGAAGAGGGGCGUUGACAUUUUGCAUGUUAUCCCUACGCCGUUCCCGCCCGUAUGGCAUACCAUGGACGACGACGCGGCGCACCUGGAUGUGCCGACCAUUAGAGACUGGGCGAAGAUCAUGACGGCUUUUGUGGCCGAGUGGAUGGACGUGGAGGGAUAUGUCCCGGAAGGAGAGGCAAGGCAAGAGGCGGAGAAAGCAAAGCACGCAAGCUCUGAGAAGGAAGAGCUCUAG